Cicer arietinum (chickpea) is the source of this 2323-nucleotide messenger RNA. Its product is annotated as probable apyrase 6. Gene Ontology annotation, molecular function: nucleoside diphosphate phosphatase activity. Gene Ontology annotation, biological process: nucleoside diphosphate catabolic process. Lineage: Eukaryota; Viridiplantae; Streptophyta; Magnoliopsida; Fabales; Fabaceae. Gene Ontology annotation, cellular component: membrane. The record is from RefSeq and is a predicted model, not a curated record.
AAUUCUUUCUCGUCCACUCCGUAAAUUUCUCUCUCUUUCUCUGUUCCUACCUAGAGAGAGAGAGAGAGAGAGAACAGAGCCAUCACCGCCGGCAACAUCUCCGGCAUACCUCUAUCCCCCUGACAUGAUCCACAAUUCCGCCCUCCUCCUCCAUCUGUCGCAAUCCUUUUGAUGCGACGAUUGAAUGCUCGUAAUCGGAUCGCUCCAAAUCCAAACCAAAUGGAUCCAAUAACAACAACAACAAAGAAGCUGCAAAUCCGCUCCACCAAUCUCUUCUCUCGAACCAAUAACAACAAUUACAACGCUUCAAAGUGCAACGCCACGUUCAUAAUUCCACUCUUCUUUUCUUUCCUCCUCAUCUUCUCCUACUACACCUUUUUUUCUUCGUCGGAAACUAGUUUCCGGUACCGUAUUAUUCUCGAUGGUGGAAGCACUGGAACAAGGGUUCAUGUAUUCAAAUAUAGGUUUAAAAAUGCGUUGGAUUUUGGGAAGAAUGGUUUGCAUUCGAUGAGAGUGAAUCCGGGAUUGUCGUCGUUUGCGGAGGAUCCGGAUGGUGCGGGUCGGUCGUUGUCAGAGCUUGUGGAGUUUGCGAAAAGUCGGAUCCCGAAGGAGAGCCGGAGGGAGACGGAGAUUCAGCUUAUGGCUACUGCUGGGAUGAGGAUGCUGGAUGUUGAGGUGCAGGAGAAGAUUCUAGAAUCUUGUAGGAAGGUUCUUCGUUCUUCUGGGUUCAAGUUUAGUGAUGAUUGGGCUUCUGUUAUAACAGGUUCUGAUGAAGGAGUGUAUGCUUGGGUUGUGGCUAAUUAUGCACUGGGAACUCUUGGAGGUGAUCCUUUGGAGACAACUGGGAUUAUUGAACUUGGUGGUGCUUCUGCUCAGGUAACCUUUGUAUCAAGAGAAGCGAUGCUGCCUUUGUUCUCACGGACUGUUAAACUUGGGAAUAUCACUUACAACCUUUACAGCCACAGCUUGCUUCAUUAUGGCCUGAAUGUUGCUCAUGACUCAUGGAGAGAAGCGCUGUUUUCAGGCGAUUUUAACUUGGCUUCUCAAAAUAUUCGGGAGGGGUUGCACAUAGAUCCUUGUACUCCUGCAGGGUACUCUUAUAAUGUUGAUUCAUGGAAGUCCUCUCAUACCUCACACAGUGAAAAAAGUCAAUAUCAGCCCACUGUCCAAACAAGGGGAAACUUUUCAGAGUGUAGAUCUGCAGCAUUGAUGCUAUUACAAAAGGGGAAAGAAUCAUGUUCUUAUGAGCAUUGCGAUGUAGGGUCAACGUUUAUACCUAAGCUUCAAGGGAAAUUUUUGGCUACAGAAAAUUUCUUUCACACAUCCAAGUUUUUUGGAUUGGGGCCACAUGCUUAUCUGUCCAAGUUGAGGACUGCUGGGCAAGAAUUCUGUGCAGAGAACUGGUUAAGGCUGAAGAAAAAGUAUGUCUCCCAUAAUGAGGAAGAUUUACUUCGACAUUGCUUCUCUUCAGCAUACAUUGUUGCUCUGCUUCAUGACAGUCUUGGGAUUGAGAUGGACGAUGAGAGGAUCAAGGUUGCUAAUCAGGUAGGAAGUAUUCCACUUGAUUGGGCUUUGGGAGCUUUUAUUCUGCAAACUACAAAUGAUGCAGAUAUACAGAACCAUGACUGGGUUGCCACCAUUUUCAGUAAUGGAUCGCCUACUCUCCUCUCACUGGUUGGAAUUUUUAUGAUACUGUUGUUUACAGCAUGGUCUAUAUCUCGGUGGAGGAAACCUCAGCUGAAGACAAUUUAUGACCUAGAAAAGGGACGUUAUAUAACUACGCGAGUUGGUAGAUAAUGCUUUGAUUGCAGAUCAGAUCCUUGUUCUUGGUAUACAUACAUGGAGGCAUGUUGUGAUUUUUAAGGAAACUAUUUAUCCUUUCUCACUUGAUGCCGCAUCAUACCAUCAAGGCCAUGCUAGUGGGACUGAGAUUGUAUAUCAUUUGGCUUUGGAUGCAGCAUGUGCUGAUACUAUUCUUGAGGAACUAGUAUAGAAAAGUAAGUUUCAUUUUGAGUUUAGCCGAAUCCAGGAACCUGGUAUUUUGCCACUCGCUAUACUGGUUACAGAUAACAAUAGUAGGGCAAGAAGUGGAGCAAGUCAGUCUAGGAGAAUUGCUUGGUGGAAUUGGAUGCUGCAUCCUUCAACAGAAAAUACCUUAUGUGAUCUUUGUGUAAUUUUACCUAACUUUGUAACAAAAAAGAAAGACUCAACUGGUAUAUUUGCCAAUUGCUAAAUGCAGAGAGGAACUUAUCCUCAUGUGAGGAGUGAUUAUGUCCAUUGGUUGAAAUUGAAAUUUAAUCGAGUUUCAUUAAACCGUGGAAAA